GAGUAGGUAGUAGGUAGUAGGUAGGAGUAGGUCCUAAGAGUAGGUUACAGUCAGUGAUAGCGUUAUACGUGACUAUGAUCGUAUGCGAGAUACGAUCGUCUAUAUAAAUCAAACGAUUUUAGAUCUCCACUUCUAAAAAUUAGUAAAUUGUCUAACACAUAACAGAAACAAUAGAUUUCGAUUGUGUGGGGAAAUACGAUUACAUAUUAACCUAUUGACAUUUUUAAGAGACAGCGAGAGGAAAUUAUAAGAAAGAAUUAUAAGUAAUGGGUGAUGGAUGCAAAAUAUCAAAACUUCCUCAUCAUAUACAACAGAAGCUUUGUAAUACAAGACCUCCUUAUAGACAAGGGAAAAGGUUAACAUCCGUGAAGGUUUAUACAAUAAAUGAUGAAUCAAAACAUAUUAUGAUAUGUGGAGUACCAAAGCUUCAAUUAGGAGAAGAGGUAAAGAAGCUUUUUGAGCCAUAUGGAGAUAUAAAAAAGAUUCAUGUAGUAACCGACUAUCCCACAGAAGAAUUUACAGAAGCUUAUUACAUGCAAUAUGCACGUAUACAGAGUGCAAGAAUAGCAAAACGGUUUAUUGAUGGUAAAAAUUUUUAUGGAGGCUCGUUACACGUAUUUUAUGUACCUGAAGUGGAAACUGUAGCUGAAACUAAAGCUAAGCUUGCUCAACGUAGUAGAGAAGUAACUAUACGCAUAAAGAGAAAUCAAAAAGAUGCAUUGAAUCCCAACACAGAUAAAUUUGUUCCUGAGGAGCAAUAUCAUAGAAAGAAGAGGACACCAGCAUUACCAUUAACGGAAGAACGUUUAAUUAAACAUUAUCCUGGUGAAACAUUAACUUCUAUUUAUAAUGGUAUUCCACAAAACAUAGAUCCAAGACCUGUAUCUGAACCUAGUUUACCUUCAACAUCAAGCAGUUAUCAAGACAAUCAAUUUACAUCUGACAUACCACAAGCUCCGUAUAAUAUAAAUGAAGCUAUCAUUCAAGCAACAACAAGCAAUGAAAAGUUGUCAAAGUUUGAUAGUGUAAAAAAUAAGAAGAGGAAUUACAAAGGAAAGCCUAUUGAUUGUAAUAUAAAAAACAAAGUAGUAAGACCCUCAAUUGUCAACACAAGCACUAUAAUAAAUUGGGACUCCUCUGACAAAAAGGUUUUCAGUAAUCCCAAAAAAGUCGACAGCAACAUAACAAUUAAAUUGAUUUCGAAAGAUGAUAAUAAUAAGAAGAGGAUUGUAAUAAAAGAUCCUAAUGUCUCCAAAUUGGUACAACCAAGCAAAAAACUUCAACUUUCCAUACAAGAAGCCAAAUCCAGGAUACGAGUGGCAAUGCAAGCAAAAGAAUCUGAUAUUUUGUUAGUAGCAUAAGAUAAUAGUAAUAAUAAUAAGUCAAUUUGUUAUAAAAUUUA
Messenger RNA from Megalopta genalis, 1402 nucleotides. NCBI's taxonomy places the organism in Eukaryota, Metazoa, Arthropoda, Insecta, Hymenoptera, Halictidae. The record is from RefSeq and is a predicted model, not a curated record.